Molecule: messenger RNA, 3942 nt
Organism: Cucurbita pepo subsp. pepo (vegetable marrow)
Lineage: Eukaryota; Viridiplantae; Streptophyta; Magnoliopsida; Cucurbitales; Cucurbitaceae
Source: RefSeq, a predicted model, not a curated record
UGAAGCGCAAGGGGUUUUAGCUAAUUCCCUAUUUGCUCAACCUCUCGCUCUGCACAUGACUCCUCAUUUUCUUCCUUCAUUCUUAUGAAUCCUUCCUUCUCGCAUGGAGCUUCUUUAUCCCAUCUUCUCUUCUCCCUCUUCAAUAACCACUCCUUCCGCUUCACUCUUCCCUGCCAAAUUUCCAAUUCUAAAUUGCCAUAACAAAACCCAAUUCAGGAUUCAACCACCCGCCUCCAAAUUUUACAGAUACUCAACUUUUAAUCUUCCAAGAUGUAGAACAAACUUGAUAGUUUUCGCUAAUUUCCAUCGUCCCACCAGACGCGGCAACUCGCUUCGGAAGAAACUCACCCAGGAGCAACAGGUACGUCGAAUUCCCAUUCCCGACAAUUCAAAUCCUGAUUUUCAAUUGCGUGAACGAAUUUCUGAUCAUAGUGAGACUGCCAGUCGUGUUGGUGGUGAUGUUAGUGAUAAUACUGUUGAAACAAAACCGAAAGGUUUAGGUGAAUCUGUUUUGUGGAAUAGAUUAGAGAAUUGGGUUGAUCAAUAUAAGCAAGAUAUUGAGUUUUGGGGGAUUGGUUCUAGUCCUAUAUUUACGAUAUUUCAAGACUCUGAUGGGAAUGUCAAAUGGGUUUCUAUUAAUGAGGAUGAAAUCUUAGCGAGAAGUCAAGUUGAGAGAGUUGAUUUGGAUGACACAAGUGGAGUGAACCAUAAAAUCUCGGCUGCGAGAAGGAUUGCAAGAGAAAUGGAGAGUGGGAAGAAUGUGCUUCCAAGGAAUAGUUCAGUCGCCAAGUUUGUAAUUGAAGGAGAUGAUCAAUCUACUGUUCUGAAAGCUGCUCAGGGUUUCAGUUUUAGGCCUGAGGUUUUUACCAAGUUUUCACGAGCUGGGGGUUUAGUUCUAUGUAGUUUUCUCUUACUUUUUUCUUUGAAGAAAUUGUUCACUUUCAAAAAGGAGGAGGUUGAGUAUAGCGAAUUCGAGAAGGAAAUGAUGAGGAGAAAGAUCAAAUCUAGAAAAGGGAAAGAGGUGUUGGAGAAUGGUAGAGUUGAAGUUAUUCAUGAACGUGCAGAACCACCUAAGGUGUCAUUUGAAAAGCCCAAAUUAGAUAAGCAAGAACUUAUGCGUACUAUAGCAAAAGAAAAAUCGAAAGCGUCAGCUACCAAUCUAGUUUUAGUUGAGUCUACGGAAGUUCGGAAUGAAAGUGUUGUAGAUUUGAGUAACAAAAUUCAGGAAAUAAGAGAGAUGGCACGCGAUGCACGGGAACUUGAGGCACGAGAAGACCCCUUUUCUGUUUCUGAUGAAAGCAAUAUCUUGAAUGGAAAAUUGCCAAAGGAAGAUGACAUCGUUGAACAUACAGAUGAAGGUUCCUGUUUUCCGGCUGAUGUUUUAGCACAGGAUGAGCAUGUGCUUGAAAGUGUUGAGAGUGAGCUCCCACACAGUGUAGCUUCUGAAGAGACAAAGGAUUUGCAAGUAUCUAGCACGUCAAGCGUGGAAGUGCCACUUAAUGGCUAUAGCACCUCAUGGGAUGUUAAAGAUUGUAAGACUUCUUUAGGAGUUAUGGAUACAACGCAAUCUGAAACUUACUGUGAUACCGAGAAACUAAAAACAGAUUCCGAACAAAAGAAACUAAAAAUCUUGAGAACAGUGAAGGAAGCUAGGGAGUAUCUCUCUGAAAAACAACGAAAACAAAUGGCUGAUGAGAAAAUUCAAGGCGUAACUGCACAAGAAUGUCCUGCUGCUCCAGGGCUUUCAAAUGAUAACACAUUGGAAAAUGUGGUGAACAAGGAAGCAGAUUCAAAAAAUAUACUGUUCAAAUCUUCCUUUUCAUUUGAGGCAUUAGAUUCGUCAUCUUUGAUUAGUGACAAUGUUGAUUCAGCACACAGUGAUAAAAGUUCCAUCUCGCUCGAGGAUGACCGCUCUAAAAGUUCUGUGGAAGGAGGACCCUCAGUAGGCGGCAGUCAAGAGCUCCACAAGUCCUUGGAUCGUGAAAGCAAUGAUCGUGAUGCAGAAACCAUGCCGUAUGGAGAAACAAAGAACUGGAUGGAAGAUAAUUUUGAUGAACUUGAGCCUUUUGUUAAGAAGAUUGGAGUUGGCUUUAGAGAUAACUAUAUGGUUGCUAGAGAGAAAGGUGAACAGCAAUCUGAUGCCAUUUCUACAUUUGCACAACUUGAGUAUGAAAAUGACAAUGAAGAGGAGCUUGAGUGGAUGAAAGACGACAACCUUAGAGAUAUUGUUUUUAAGGUUAGAGAAAAUGAACUAUCGAACCGAGAUCCAUUCUAUUCAAUGGAUCCAGAGGAAAAGCGUACGUUCUUUAAGGGUCUUGAGAAGAAAGUCGAGAGAGAGAAUGAAAAGCUGUUGAAGUUGCAUAAGUGGCUCCACUCCAGCAUUGAAAAUCUUGACUAUGGAGCAGAUGGCAUCAGUAUAUACGAUCCACCCGAAAAAAUCAUUCCCCGUUGGAAGGGUCCUCCUUUAGAAAAGAACCCUGAGUUCAUCAAUGACUUCCUGGAGCAAAGAAAGGAAAUUUUCGCUGUGAAAGCUGGUCUGCCUCUUUCUACGAAUAAAGACGAGCAGAAGUCUUCUAAUCCCGAUGGUAGCAUUGAGAAUAUCAAUGAUCCCAAUAUGCCAAUUCAUAACGAAGAACGGAAAGAUUCUACGACAAUUAUAGAAAGUAGUGAUGGAUCCAUCAGACGUGGUAAAAAAUCAGGGAAGGAAUUUUGGCAACACACAAAGAAAUGGUCCCAGGGAUUUUUGGAAUCUUAUAAUGCAGAGACAGAUCCAGAAGUUAAAUCUGUUAUGAAGGAUGUUGGAAAAGAUUUAGAUCGGUGGAUUACCGAGAAAGAAGUGCAAGAAGCUGCCGAGUUAAUGGACAAGUUGCCUGAGAGGAACAAAAACUUCAUGGAAAAGAAAUUGAACAAGCUCAAAAGAGAAAUGGAAAUGUUCGGACCACAGGCUGUCGUUAGCAAGUACCGUGAGUAUGCAGAAGAAAAGGAAGAAGAUUAUUUGUGGUGGUUAGAUCUUCGCCAUGUACUUUGCAUCGAACUGUAUACGGUGCAAGAUGGAGAGCAGAGAGUAGGAUUCUAUUCCUUGGAGAUGGCUGAAGAUCUUGAACUUGAGCCAAAGCCUUGCCAUGUUAUUGCUUUUGAGGAUGCUGGUGAUUGCAAAAACUUCUGCUAUAUCAUUCAAUCUCAUCUGGAAAUGUUGGGGACUGGCCAUGCCUUUCUUGUUGCACGUCCACCUAAGGAUGCGUUUCGGGAAGCCAAAGCAAAUGGUUUCGGUGUCACAGUCAUUAGAAAAGGUGAGCUUAAGCUCAAUGUGGAUCAAACGCUGGAAGAAGUGGAGGAACAAAUCACUGAAAUCGGUAGCAAAAUGUACCAUGAUAUGAUCAUGAAGGAGCGUUCCGUAGAUAUUAGUUCUUUAAUGAAUGGUGUACUUGGUUUGAGCAACACACCAAAAAGGAGAGGAAAAUCAAAACGAAAGUUAAAGAAACUGAAGAAAAAAUGAACUAGAAGCCAUGACAUAAAAAUAAGUUGCACAUUCCCGCUGAUCGACUCCGACCAUCCGACAAUGCUGAGGGCUGGAAUGGUUGAUCCUGGACAGCAUUUUUGAUGGAAAACUCUCCUGGGUUCUCAUCUUGUUUCAUGCACUUGUGGAGGUGGAGGUACGUAAACUGAUCGGUUUCGACGGUUGCAAAAAAAUGGUUACAUUGCUUCAGCCAUCUUAUUUCAAAACAAAGAUUUUGAGAUCAAGCCUUUAGAUCAGAUCUAAAAUGUUAGUGUCAUGUCCCUGUAAGCAAAGAGAACUUGUAUUAUGAUGUUUGCCAUUGAUAAAACAGGCGUUUUAUGUCACCAUAGAGACCCUGCUAUCAUUCAGACAAUGGCAGAUAUGGUUCGAUGUUUGUGUGAUAUGCUUCAGUAGAGAAGAAUUUCGUGCUGCAUAUGCCUUCCACA